Molecule: messenger RNA, 7150 nt
Organism: Chlamydomonas reinhardtii
Lineage: Eukaryota; Viridiplantae; Chlorophyta; Chlorophyceae; Chlamydomonadales; Chlamydomonadaceae
Exons: 4
Coding region: 143-6688 (2181 amino acids)
Source: RefSeq, a predicted model, not a curated record
ACCGGCCACUAUGUACUCGUGCGUUAGGGGCGCGACUGAAGUGCCGGUCCACCUGCGCGUGCUGCAAUACGCACGCCUACAUUUACGAGGUGCAUAGGAGACGAGCCGCCCCAGCCUGACGGUUGGGGAGCUUGGAGUGGAGAUGUUCACGGGUGUAACCCCUUGGGAUGCCCUGUCCGCAACCGUUUCAGCUGCAGCCCGCAACAGCCCAUACAUACCGGCCACGAGCGACGGGUUGUCUGCAGUCGCCCAGUCCGCAGCCGAUAGCGGCAAUACUACGAUCAGCGUUGCCCGUACCAAACAAACAAAAGUUCCAGCCCGCUGCCACUGCAUUUCACAAGGCAAGGACUUUGUGCGCGUGGCCGUGGGUCGCCAGGUCUGCGGCGACGCUGACCCACAUGAGCCAAAUGAAUCAGCCGCGGGCACCAGCAGCAACAGCCGGGCCCCCCGCUCGGAGCUGUAUCCGCUGGAGUGGGUGCUGGACGCAGCGCCCAGCGAGGAGCAGUGGCGGCACGCGGAGGCGGAGGCGGCGGUGCGGCAGUUCACCGGGCAGGAGCGACCCCUCACGCAAACAGAGGUGUUGGUGGUGUUACAGCGGCUGGUGCAGUUGGGCGAGUGCCUAGACGUGCUUGGGCGGCACGACCGGCGGCAGCAGCGAAGGCGACAGCGCCAGCGACACCUACCUGAGGAGGCUGACGCGGGCGUGCGUGCGGCCGGGGCCGCUGGCGCAGCGGCAGCAGCGGAGUCGGCGGGCGCAGCCGACAGUGACUCGGGAGAUGCGGAUACGACGGCGGCGGCGGUGGCGGCGGCGGCAGAGGCGGAGACCGCGGCGGCGGAGCUGUUACGUGAGGAGCUGUUUCAGCUACUGAUCUGCGGUCCCAAUCUGCCGGCGCACAUAAAACGUGAGAUGGCACAGCUGCCGCGGUGGAGCCGUGUCGUAAUGGAGGGGAUGGCGGCGAAGGGCGUGGAGGUGAUGGCGGCGCCGGAUGGCGGCGGCACUGGCGCCCCCGAGCUGGUGGCCGUGCCUGCAUGUGGGGAACCUGAGGACACUGCCGGACUGGAUACGUGGUCCUGGGCGGAUGACCCAAACCACCCACAACCCCGGCGCCAGCGGCGGCCCCGGGCACGGCAGGCCGCUGCAGCUGCCGCUGGGGUGGCCACGGAGGCAGCCGCUGCUUCCGCCGGUACGAACGGCUCUGCGGUAGCGGCAGCGGCAGCAGCGGGAAUCGGUGGCGCUCUGACGCACGCCGCUGGGCCCGCGGCGGGACCUGCAGCUGGCCCCGCCAGUGACGCAGGCGCGCGCGGCGGCGGCAUGGCACUGCCCCUGCGAGCUGCGGGCGCUGCUACGCCUGCAGGGGCGCCGUCGACAGGGGCAGCAGCAGGAGGGGCAGGAGCAGCAGCAGGAGCGGCGGCCGGGACACGUGCAGGGGGUGGAGGGCUACGAAGCGCGUCAGGGGCAGCUGGAGCGGCAACAGGGGCUACAUCUGCAGCGGCAGCGGCAGCGGCUGGAUCGGCGUUGAGGCGCAACGCAGCCGGCGCAGGAGCUGCUGCUGCGGGCGUGGCUGGGCGUGCUGCGGGUACCCACCCGCUGCUCAGGAGGCAGCCGCAGCAGCACCCGUCACAGCUGCAUGUGCGCGGUGGCAGUGCCGGGACCCAGCUCGGCGCCCAGCAGCAGGGGCCAGCAGCAUCAGCACGCGCCCUACCUCCCCCUACUGCAAGAACGCAACUGCGCCGGACUGGCUCGCAACAGCAGCCGCCAAAGCAGCCACAGCAACAGCGGCAGCAGCCGCAACAGCAACCGCAGCAACAGCCGCAGGUGACGCCAACUGCGGGCCUGGCGGGGGCGCGUGUUGCAGCUGCGGCGAAUCAGGGACAGACAGCACAGCCUGCGGCGACGGUGGCUGCUGGCGGGCCCCCGGGCGUAGCGGUGACGCGGGUGCAACACGCGCUUCGCGCCACUGCUAGUACGGAGCGACAUCAGGAGCAGCAGCAUGGGCAGACCAGCACCCCGCGCAACCCGGCCUCAUCUCGGCAGGCGCGGCAGCAUACGGCCGUCACGGCCGCAGCCGCAGCGCCGCCUGCGCCUGUACGACAGCGGCCUGCUUCUGGCGCCGCUGCCCCGGGCAGGUCUUCAGCGCGGACGACCAGUCAAGCAGCUCGCAUGGUGGUGGCGGCGGCUGUGGCAGGGGCUCACCGUGAGGCUUCGACAGGUGCGGGCGCGGCGGCUGCGGCGGCUGCGGCGGCUUCCGCGGGCACUGCUGCAGGUGCCACGGGUCCUACCACCCCAGCUAGGAGCGGCAACAUCGCUAGAUUCGCUGGCCUUCCUGGCGCAGCGAAUGCUGCUCAGGCUGUUGCCAGCCGGAAACGGUCCAUUGCCUUCGCCAGGACUUCUGUGCAGGAUGCAACUGCAGCGACGGCAGCGAAGCGGCCUCGGACAGCGGACGGGCGUUCGGCAGGGGUCCAGCAGCCGGGCAGGGCAGCUGCAGGCGCGGGUGCGGGUGCAGCAGCAGGUGCCGCAGUGGCAUUGACAGAAGGCACGGCGAUGCGCGGGACACAGGGCGCUUCUGAAAGCAGCCGCACCGCUGGUGUUGCUUCAGGCGGCGGCACAGGCGGCGCAGGUGCCUCUGCUCCACCACACACACCUUUCGCUGCCGCUGGUGCUGCGGCCGCUGCCUCUGCUGCCGCCGCUGGCACCCCUGUCACGGCGACGCCGGCAACAGCCGCGGCAUCGGCAGAAUCGGCGGCGGCAACAACCGGAGCCACGCCGUAUGGGUCCGCAUCAGGCAGCCAUAAACGCCAGCUCGAGCGGCUCAGGAGCGGUCGUGGCAGCGGAGUGCUGGAGGCCGGUGCGAUUGCGCCCGCUGGGGCCGCUGGGGCUGCCACUGUGGCUUCUGCGGCGGGGCCGCUGGAGGCGCAGCCUACGCUGCCUGCAGGUGUAUCGGUGAUCGUGCAUGAGAGCGCCCCGGCCGUGGUCGUUCCUGCGCCUGCGGCGGUGCACACGCGCGAUGACGUGACGGGGUCACGUGGUGGCGGCACGGAGGCGGCAGUAGUGGCGGCAUGGGGAGUGGCACAGCCAGCUUCCGCCGCCGCUGUCGCUGCAGCAGCGCUUCCUGACACCAAGCGGUCAGCGAACUCGGGCACGGAUGGCUCUGCGGCUGCCGCUGCUGCCGUGGCUGAUGCGGCUGCGGCGACUCAUGCGGCUGCCGCGGCUGAUGCGGCUGGUGCGACAGCUGCUGAGGCGCUUGUUGAUGGAGCAGGGCAGCCGCCAGCGGUGAAGCAGGACGCCGCCAAAGGCACCGACACCACACCGCUGCCGCUCAGCCGCGUGCCUUCUGACACCGGUCGGCACAGCACGGCCGUUGUUGCCUUGCCGGCUCGUGGCGGCUGGCAACGCAUAUUUCUCGAGCCGCUGCAACAGGUGCCGCCGCCGCCGCAGCAGCAGCAGGAUCCCUUACAGCAGCAAGAGCCAUGGCAGCAGCAGCCGCUGUCGCAGCAGCCAGUGCCGCAGGCACCGCAGCCGCAGCAGGCGACACCACAGCACGGCGACGCGCACGACAGCUGCGGUGCCAGCUCAGCUCACGUCAAGCCGGAGGCCGCCGCCGCAGCUCAUCGCCUUGCCGCCGAGUGCAAGCCGUCAGCGCCGGCUGCUGCUGAUGCUGCUGGCGCGAGUGGGGGCACGGCACAGGAUGCCGCUGCACUCGCGGCCGCGGCUCCAGCCGGCACGGCGGCUGGCGCGGCCGUUGCCGCCGGCUUGGAGGUGCCUGAUGCUACGGCUGCGGCUGAUGUGUGCGGGCCGGAGGAGGGCGGCGCAAGCGGCGCUGCUGCCAUGGCUGAGGCAGGUGCUACCGCCUCCCCUGCUACCGGACCUCCACUGGAAACGCCCCAGGCGGGUGCCGCUGCCAGCGAGCCUGGCGAAGGCGGGUUGAAUGCGGUGGCACAGGCGUCGGCACCGGCUUUGGCACAGGCGGUGGCAAAGGCCAUUGCAAAGGCGAUAACAGAUGCAGUAGCACCGCUGAUAGCAAAUCCCGCAGCGCAAGCGCAAACGCGUGCCGCUCCUGCUGGGGCGGACUUCGACGGCGGAACGGGAGCCGGCAGUAGCACUGCGGCGCCAGCCGCCGUGUUUGCAGAAUGCAUCGGAGCGGAAACGGAGCCGCAGCUGCCGCUACCCCACCUGCGUGCAAGGACUGCUGGCGCAACGCCAGAGCCUGCGGCUGAUCCCUCCGCCGCGCCGGCAGCUCCAGCACCAGCACCAGCACCAGCACCAGCACCAGCACCAGCACCAGCACCAGCACCAGCACCAGCACCAGCACCAGCACCAGCACCAGCACCAGCACCAGCACCAGCACCAGCACCAGCACCAGCACCAGCACCAGCACCAGCACCAGCACCAGCACCAGCAGUAGCGGAGCUGCCGCCUCCUGGGCCAGUGCGCUGGCUGGCGCUCGACACCGCUCUCAACGCCGAGCCACUGCUUUCGCCAGCUGCAGCCAUGCACCCUGCCACGCCCGCUACGGCCACGCCAGCUGCCGUGGACGUCGAACCGGCAUCAGUGCUAGCGCCGGCGGCCGCGGCCAUGGGGUUUGGGACGGAGCCGUCCCAGCGGCUCCUGCCGCGUAUUGGCCAGCCGCCAGCAGUCGCGCCGGUGCUGCAAGGCGCUCCCUUCGGCAUGCAUGCGCCCACGAACCCGCUGGCUGCUGCUGCUGCUGCUGCCGCCGCCGCCACUGCUGGCCUGCUGCAGGGUGGUGCUACCCGGCCACAAGCAGCAGCAUUCGCCAACGCAGCAGGAAGCAUUACCGGACCGUCUGCGGCGGCUACGGCGGCGGCACCCGUGGCGGCAGCCGGUCUAUUCGGCGCCGGCAGCGGCAGGGCUGGUAGCGCCGGCGUGGAGCGACAUGACGCCGAUUGCAGGGACGUCAGUGCGGGUGGGCGCCCACUAGGUGGGUCCGCGGCAGCGCCCCCGCCACGCGCCGGCACUCCGUGCUCAGGUGCCGUCGACAUGGCUGAGGGUGCGGACAUUGAAGGCGAGGUGGCAGCGGCUGGCCACGCCGCCACCGGGGACCAGCAGGCCGCAGCUGCCGAUCGCGAAGCCACCGGAGCACGAGCAGCUGCCACGUCGGCAGCUGCUGCCAGCGCCCCGGCCGCAACGGACGCUGUAACGGACUACACCGACUACGCCUACUGCGUGGACCCAGACGACGACCGGUCCUGGGACAAUGCAGAGCUGUGGCCGCUGAGCGAGCGGCACGCUUGCCUCGGCACGCCCGCGACCCCCAAUGACAGCGUAGGAGCGGCCGGCGCCGCGCCGGCGCCCGCCGCGGACACGGCGCCCAGCAGCGGCACGCUGUGGCAGUGCUUCGGAAUGAACGGCAGUUCAAAAGAGGAGGAGCUGCGGCUGGCGGACUGUGAGCGCGGCAACGGCAGGCCGCUGCCACCUGCAGCAGCGGCGGCGUCAACGGCGGCGCCUGCGCCAAUGACGCUGCAGGGGCACACGAGUGCGUUUGGCGCCACUGGCUCGGGAGGCACAACUGCGGUUGCGACGCAGCUGCUCGCUGAUGAGUGGCCAGUGGGUGCAGCACGCACCGGGAGCAGUGCUGCAAGCGACAUGGAAGGCGUGGUUACGCCGGCGCAGCCGCCACCCAUGGCGACGGCGGCCGCGGGGUCGCGCAUGGCUUGGCCGUGCUACGGCACGCGCAACCUACCGUACUACCCCACGCACGUGACCGGAGGCAACGAGAGGGCGGGCGUGGUCGGCGCACACACCCACCGCAUCAUGUCUUUCUCCGCAAUGUCACCCACAACCAUCUUUAACAAGAACGGCUGGUCGCAUGAGGAGCUGCGGCUUGCUGACUACAAGGCCUGCACCGGCAAGCGGCCGCCGCUGCCUGCGCCCAAGCUGCAGCAGCCGGUUCGGCCGGCGGCGGCCGUUGCGGCAGGAGGGCGUACGAGCUUGCCGGGGCCAGUAGCCCAGGUGGUUGGCGGUCAGCCCCCGCGCUCGAUGGCGCCGGUGGCAGCGGCGCUGGCAGCUGAAGCGCCGGCCACGCGCGUGGCAUCAACAAUAGCCGAAGCCGCCGAAGCAGCAGCCCCGGAAACGUCGGACCUCUGGGUUCGUACUGUACGCGUUCUGUACAAGAGGGGUAUAAUCACUCGGGCGCGCUACAAGGAGAUGCUGGGCAGGAGCCUUGGUCAACAAGGCACGGCCGUGUACGACGGCGGCCGCGUCGGGCAGGAUGCACAGGCAAGCAAGGACGAGGACGAGGAGGAGGAAGAGGAGGAAGACGAGGAAGAGGAGGAGGAAGAAUCGCCACCGCCUCGGCCUAACAAAUUCAGACUGCGUCCGCCUGAGUUCCGGUGGGGCCGCGCCGUCCAUCGCUACCUGUUGACGCAGCCGGACCUCCGCGCCUCUUACGGCGACUUGCGCAGGACUGGGCGUGCAGUGAGCGCCAAGCUGCUGGAGUCUUUUGAGAUGCAGCCGGGCGCCUCGCGGAAGCAGCACACCGUGCAGUUCCUCGCGCGCUUCAAGCGCUGGUGGACCGUUGAGCGCACCUUGCCGGGCGACGAGGACGUCUGCCUACUGCGGGCACGCAAGCCGCGCGGCGCCGCGGCGGCGGCAGCACGCAAAGCGGUGACGGCCGCCGGUGCAGCAGGCGUUGCGGGCGCGGCGGGAGGUGCCGUUUGCACAUGCGCAUAGCGCGCAUGAUGUCGGUUGUCAAUCGUGCUGCUGUUCAGGCGUAAGCAUGUUAUGGUAAGUACGGUCAGCGUUCUCAGGUGGCUACGAUGGGCAUUGCACGACGGUGUUGGUGUUGACCGCUGUUGAAUUUUAUGAUAUAGUAUGCAAGUCGUUGGGAAGACGUUCAUAGCUGAUAUGGAAUACGAAUAAGAACAGCAGGAUGCAGUGUGCGCGGGUCGGCAGAGACAUGUUGGGCGUAGCAGGCGUGCGUGGCAGGACAGAAGAACGCAAGUACUGUAUGUCUGUAUGGACGGACUGGUUGACGUGAGCGGCGCUGAAUCUAAGUAGAGAUUUCGAAGUGGGAUUUUGAAGCGCUCGAGACAGGUGUGCAGAGGGUGGUUGGCCACCUGCACUCGACGGGCGAGGAUGGGCGGAAGAUGGCUUGGUGCGUGCGCGUGGCGUAUGCGGCUCUGUCCCGUCACG